Molecule: messenger RNA, 984 nt
Organism: Cuscuta epithymum
Lineage: Eukaryota; Viridiplantae; Streptophyta; Magnoliopsida; Solanales; Convolvulaceae
Source: the annotation of a GenBank genome assembly
CCCAUGUUUUAUACAGUGUUGGAAAUUGGCAUGUCAUAUGUCAUUCAUUAUUUGUUUUGUUGAUGAUCGACUAAACAUUCAUAAUAAGAAGGCUGUUUGCUCUGGGUGUCUCCCAACUUAUGCAGUGCUGCAGAAUAGGAAGAGAUGUGGACUGUCCUGAGACGUGUGGCUGGUGUGCAGUGAGCAGCGAGACAUCAUUGCAUGUUUUUGUCGAGUGCAGCUUUGCGGGAGAUGUGUGGAAGCAAGUGAACUGAGGUGUGUCAGGUGCUACUGCUUCUUCUUUCCAAGGGUGGGUUCAAGAGGUGUUUCAAACGAGGAGCUUGGAGGAGCCCCGCUUAGUAAUAUUAUAGGUUGCUGGGGAAUUUGGUGAGCUCGAAAUGACCGUGUUUGAAGAGGCGUUCAGGAGCACGUGGAGCAAAUUUUAGACAGGGCAAUGUUGUUUUGGCAGGACCGGAAACAAGCUAAAAACCCCUCUGUUUUGUUGCACAAAAAUUGCAACAGUCAAGGAGCUAUUACACGAGUGGGUUCUACCAUUUGGAAGCCCUCAUCUUUGGGUAUUUUCAAGCUAAAUACGAAUGUGUCUACUGGAGGGGUGAGGCGGGAUUUUGGCUGGGUGUUUCCGGAGUCUGUGGGUGCAUUUGUUGCUGGGGUAGUGAAGCCGUGGGAAGGGUUUUGUUCAGCACAGGAAGGUGAGUUAUUAUGCAUUCGAGAGACUCUGUCUUGGGUUUUUAUGCAUGGGUGUACUACAAUAUAAGUGGAAUCUGACGCACUUCAAGCUAUCUAUGAGAUUUGGAAGGGAAAAAGCCAAACGGCUUUUGUUCUUCUAGCAGGUGAUGUUAGAGAAACAGGGGCUAAUUUUAUUCAUAUUAGCUUUUCUCAUAUUAGACAAUCUGCGAAUAGUAUUGCUCCAUGAGUUAGCUUUUCUCAUAUUAACCGGUUCUUUGUCUAAUUGCCGGGCUUGGUUUCAUUCUCCUCAUGUAUCUC